AUGAAGAUCCUUGUUGUGCUGAUUUGGAUGCUAACCGCUGGUUCUUCUGCGGAAUUCAACAGUUACGUCGUUCCUCAACCUCAACCUAAUGCUCAGGUUUGUACUUGAAAAAUCCUCGGAAGCCAGUCAGUUCUUCGCGGCUGAACGUCGAGUUCCAAAAAGAGAUUCACUUGGCACUUGAGAAUGAGUGAUUUAUGUGAAGUGUCAUUGCAGCGUGACCAGCGAUAUGACAUCAGUCAGCACUACGACUACUUGCUGGAGGACACCGAUGGUCCGCUCGGCCAAGGAGCACCACCAAACAAGUACAGAUCUGCGGUAACUCUGAUCAUUCGGAAUCAGACCGACAUCUUCUCACUUUUCAGCAUCACGGUCCUGUUCAGUCUCAGACCGAUGCUUCUCAGUCGGAGACGUAUGCACAGACGAACACAGAAUCCGUGUUCAGUUCAGGGUGAGAAUCAGUUUCUGUCAGUUGUUGGAAUACUAAUCGGAGAGUUAACCUAUUCACUUUCAGAGGCGUCGAUUCCUACGGGUAUUUUUCUUUUCCGAACUUACGCUAAUCCCUCUUGCUCUGCCGUUUCUCAUAACUGCAUGGCUUUGCGCUUUUUUGUUUACAGGGAUCUUGAAAUCGAAAGUAAUGUUAUUUAAUUUCAGAGAGACUCGUGACUUUCUGCAAUUUUUGAGGAGGAUCCAGUACGAUCAUCGCCAAGUUCCAGAGAACGAUAAAGGAGAAGCCACACACGUGGAAGUGUCCGUCGUCGUCAGUAACAUUCGUGCAGUAUCUGAAGUCACCAUGGUACUCUUUGCAACCUCUUUUAUUCUUUCACAAUAUUCAUUUCAGGACUACGCACUCGAACUGUUCUAUCGAGAAUCGUGGCGAGAUCCUCGUUUGCGGUACGACCGGAAGUUGUUCAGGAACAAGACGGAACUGGCGUUGCACGAGAGCUACACCAACUUUUUGUGGUGUGUUUGCAAUCAGCUAAAGUAGAAGCCGAACGGAAUAAUUCGGUUUUUGCUCAGGUUCCCGGACACGUUCGUUCCGAAUGCAAUCGCCUCGAAAAACCCGCAACGGAACUCAAUUUCGCACAGAAGUUUGUUGCGAUUGGACGAGACUGGCAAGCUGCUCUACAGCCGAAGAAUUUCGCUCGUUUGCGAGUGCAGUGAGUUGGGAACGGAAAGGAAGAAGAAGAUAUUAUGAAAGUGUGAUUGCAGCCAUGGACUUGACAUUGUUCCCCUUCGACAAGCAGUUGUGUAAACUCGGAAUUGAGAGCUGUAAUUAAAAACAAAAGCUGCUGAGAACUGAAAAUGUUUGCAGAUGGGUACACGGCUGAUCAUGUCGUCUACAAGUGGUCAAAAGGAGCAAGAACUGCUCUCGAGCUGAAAAAGAUCCGUCUGCCCGACUUUACAAUUCAAGAAGCUUACGUGACGAGUCAAAUGGAAAGUUAUGCAACAGGUAUGCUCAUUUGUCAUUCAAAUGCUUUCUAGACGUGACAUUUCAGGAAACUACUCUCGUUUGUAUGUCUGUUUUGUAUUCUCCCGAUCGUCUGGCUUCUGUUUCCUUCAACUGAUAAUUCCUUCGACGGCUGUUGUCAUCACUUCAUGGGUCUCUUUGUGGAUGGAAACUGAAACGGAGUUCCAGGUGUCUAUACCAUUUUUUUUGUGAAUACCAUUCAUUUUCCUUUCAGGACAUGAUUUCUAUCAUUCUUGCCAUCACUUUUCUCAUUUUCUCCUACAACGAAAUGAUGCCACGUGUCAGCUACAUAAAAGCGAUGGACAUUUAUCUGGGAGUCUGCUUCAUGAUCGUCUUUCUUUCACUGAUCAAACUGGCGCUCGUGAAGUACAUGCGCCAGAAGAUCAUGAUGACGUGAGUGAAACAAUUGGCACCCAUCAGAAGACGUCAGUUUUAGAAGCGACAGCGGGAACUCCAUCCGGGAGUUGACGCAGAUGUCAACGAGACAACGGCUGAGAGCACGGAAGACGUCGAGCAUGAACUUCCGGAACAACACCGGUUCGUUUUCGAAGCAGAGAAAGCAUUUGAAUCGUCGUUUUAGCCAGUACAAUAACUCGUGACGUGGCAGAAGAGCAGCAGACGAUGCUCACCGUUCCCAAUGGAGAGGACAAGGAAGCGAACAAUAACAGUGAGUUUGAGAUGGCCAAAGUUCACAGAUAUUGUCGUUUCCAGAAGGGCAUACUUCUAAAAUGCUAGACAUCCGGAUUACACAACGGACAAUGCACCGAUUCCAUUGGAUCUCCCAGGUAACAUUCGAAUGUUCUUCACCUGGGAAAUGUUGUUUCAGAUGCUUUUCUUUUUUGGCUUCGUCAUUUUCUGCCUGUUCUACUUCCUGAUCUAUCCGAAUCUGCACAUUGUGAGCGUGGAUCCCGCCUGUGACAAAGUUCUUGCCGAGUGGUUCGCUGAGAUUCUCUAG
Molecule: messenger RNA, 2423 nt
Organism: Caenorhabditis sp. 36 PRJEB53466
Lineage: Eukaryota; Metazoa; Nematoda; Chromadorea; Rhabditida; Rhabditidae
Source: the annotation of a GenBank genome assembly